Messenger RNA from Megalops cyprinoides (Indo-Pacific tarpon), 1565 nucleotides. It is a transcript of the gene slc25a51a, whose product is annotated as solute carrier family 25 member 51a. The record is from RefSeq and is a predicted model, not a curated record. NCBI's taxonomy places the organism in Eukaryota, Metazoa, Chordata, Actinopteri, Elopiformes, Megalopidae. The transcript has 2 exons. Bases 541 to 1431 code for a protein of 296 amino acids.
CUCUAAUCUGAGCGGGAUGUUGCGAGUAUCACUGAACGAGGCCUUGAAAAGGACACUUUCGGCAUACUCCGUUUCGCUUAUUCGUGCAGAAAAAAUUCCAGUUGAGUAACUUUGUUUUGGUAACUCUUACGAUCCUCAGCCAAUAUUUGACACGCCUUGGUUGUAAUGUGUGGGUUAGUCAGAAGCGCACGGCUGUCCGGUUGCUCUCGGGCAUGCCGGAAGAGCUGGGAAGUGCAGCAAAUGUCACCACACUGCGUGCAGAGUGCUCUGCUGGUGAGAUGACAGAGUCUGAUUUAUCAUUGAGGGAAAAGAAGCACCACAUCACAGAGUAGAACAAGGCCAGAGUUUCCAUUGCAUUGUGAAACACCUUGAGAGGAGUAAUACAUGGCUAUGCAUGGAACUGAAAGCUUUUGCACACUACAUGGUGGAGCAUCUGGUUGAGAGGAAUACUAGAUGGACAAGCAGGAGACUAAAAAGGGGAGUUGCUGAGGGGACUGCACGAGUGACGAUGGCGCCCGGCAGCCUGGAGUGAUUGUCAUCAUGGGGGCCGUCACUACCGCGGACCCCGAGGCCCCGCAGGGGAAGCAGGCCAAAGCGGUGCUGCUGCCAGGGGUGGACCCGCGCCAGAAACACUACGUGUGCGGCUCGUGUGCCGCCUUCACCAACAUCGUGGUCACCUUCCCCAUCCAGAAGGUGCUGUUCCGGCAGCAGCUGUUCGGCGUGCGCAUGGGCGAGGCCGUGCAGCAGCUGCAGAGGGACGGCCUGCGGAACCUGUACCGGGGGCUGCUGCCCCCCCUCCUGCAGAAGACCACCACGGUGGCGCUCAUGUUCGGCCUGUACGAGGACUUCUCCCGCCUGCUGUCGCGCCACGCGGGCGGGCCCGAGCUGCUGACCCGCAGCGUGGCGGCGGUGCUGGCGGGCACGGCGGAGGCGGCCUUCACGCCCUUCGAGAGGGUGCAGACCCUGCUGCAGGACCAGCGGCACCACGGCCGUUUCCACAACACCUUCCACACGUUCGGGACGCUGCUGCGGGAGCACGGCGUGCGCGAGUGCUACCGCGGGCUGGCGCCCAUCCUGCUGCGCAACGGGCCCAGCAACGCCCUCUUCUUCGGCCUGCGCGGGCCCCUCAAGCAGCGGCUGCCCGAGGCCCAGACGCCCGCCGCCCACCUGGUCAACGACUUCAUCUGCGGCGGCGUGCUGGGCGCCGUGCUGGGCAUCAUGUUCUACCCGCUCAACGUGGUGAAGUCGCGCAUGCAGUCGGAGGUGGGCGGGCCCUUCCCCUCGUCCCGCGCCGUGCUGCUCACCGUCUGGCGGGAGCGCGGUGGCAAGGUGACGCACCUGUUCCGCGGGGCGCACCUGAACUACCACCGCUCCCUCCUGUCCUGGGGCAUCAUCAACGCCACCUACGAGCUCCUGCUCAAGCUCAUGUGAGCGGCGGCCGGGGAAGGGGGGGGCUGUGGGCCGGUGCGUGACAGUGAGGGAGAGCGGCCAUUACUGUACGUGUAUGUGGCACAGCGGCUGGGGAGGGGCCCUCUGAUUGUGCACGCUGGAGAGCGCGUGUCAUC